Messenger RNA from Melampsora larici-populina 98AG31, 1032 nucleotides. RefSeq lists its product as uncharacterized. The record is from RefSeq and is a predicted model, not a curated record. NCBI's taxonomy places the organism in Eukaryota, Fungi, Basidiomycota, Pucciniomycetes, Pucciniales, Melampsoraceae. The transcript is spliced from 4 exons. The coding region runs from base 1 to 1032 and encodes 343 amino acids.
AUGGCAGAUCCUAAUGAGUCGACAACUCACGGCCUAUAUCUCACUGGAAAUUUCGAGAUAGAAAAAAAGACUUCCCCAGAGAAUGGCUGGAGGUCCGAGUAUCGGACCUACACGACUUGCAUUAGUGGCGGAGGCGCUCACCGAAACAACCGAAUGAGUUAUGAAGUUGUAGCACGCGGAUUCGGUCCAGCCCAAUUCAAACUCGAGGAAGGCAGCAUUUAUUUCCUCAGAGGUUCUUUUUUCCCUUUGAACAAGGAAGACACUACUGGCGACAUUCUAUUUUUUGAAGCUUCAGAUCGUAUAUUAAUUGGACCCGCCGACACCUUUGCCGGAGAUCUGGUGAACUCCAUUGGCGUCACUGGCGUUGGGAUAGUUACAGCGAUCGCAAAGAUGCCGGAGCCCAUUACGAACGGCUGUCUCCCAAACCCAAGUGAUGGGGAGAAGAUAGUCACCAUUGUAACUGUGCUACAUUCCGAUUAUCACCCAACUGUGCGCACAGUCCUAAAUCCACUCCAACUCAUUACUGAUAACAUCUUACCGCAGUUAAAAGUGCCUAAACAAUGCAAGAUACAGUACCGUAUCCCACCUACCCGCAACUUAGCCGGUGUUCCAAAGAUAUUGCAAGUUGGGCGAGAAUACCAGUUUCAUGGCUUCUUGAAGGAUUUUGAUGAAGACCAAUGCGUCUACGUAGUUCUUGCAAGCAAAGUCACCCCAACCACUGGCAGCAAAGAAUACGAUGUAGGCAUUAAGCCUAUUGACACCAAAGCAAAAGAUGCAAAGCCAGAUAUUACGGGUAAAAAGCCAGCAAAUCGCCAGUUCUUAGCACCGAUUCUGAAAAGAGUCCCAGCCGACUACGGACCGUGUUCCUUUUCUCCCGCCUCGACGCAUCCGACACCUGGUGCUUCGAACAGUUCAUCCGACACCGCCUUAGCUAAUGAGGACGUUAAUACGCUCGGGAAGAAAAAAGGCCGAUCCCAACCAAAAAGGAUAACUAAGAAAAGCAGAACCCUCGACCUCAGCAACGAAGUCUAG